AUGGAGGACCAAUCGAACUACGGAAUCUCCAACGCCGCCUCUCCUGGCAGCAACCCAAUCCUUUCGCAACCGCCUCUGCAACCUGUUGCGUCCGCGGCAGGUGACGCAGCUGAAGACGUCCAGAUGACCGAGGGCUCUAUCGCCGAACCCGAUAUAAAGCAGGACAGAGCAACACCUGCACCAGGUGUCGCGUCUGACAACCCCUUAGAUGCCCCCGAUGGGCCCGCGCCUGAGGCUACCCAGGACGAAGAAAUGGGUGGUUCUCGCGACGAAACUAAAGAUGGCCAGGCUGUGGCGAAGGAUGGCGACGACGCUGCUACCGGCAAUGAUGUUGACGGGCAAGAUUCUAAGACCAAGGAGACCCUUGAAUCCGCAGCUCGGGAGCAUCUCAUCUCGCAAACGCACGCCAUAGUCCUGCCGAGCUAUAGUACCUGGUUUGACAUGAACACCAUCAACGACAUUGAGCGUAAGGCCAUGUCUGAGUUCUUCAACAGUCGCAAUCGCAGCAAGACCCCUGCCGUCUACAAGGACUACCGCGACUUCAUGAUCAAUACUUAUAGACUGAACCCUGUGGAAUACCUCACUGUCACGGCCUGCCGGCGUAACUUAGCUGGAGAUGUUUGCGCCAUCAUGCGCGUUCACUCCUUCCUUGAGCAAUGGGGAUUGAUCAACUACCAGGUCGAUGCGGAGCAACGACCUUCGCACGUUGGCCCUCCCUUCACUGGUCACUUCAAGAUCAUCUGCGACACACCCCGUGGUCUACAGCCCUGGCAACCAUCUGCCGAUGCUGUCGUUUCGACUGGGAAGCCAAACGCCGACACCGAAAAGAAGGCUACAGCAACUCCUAUUGCCAAGGGCGAUCUCAACUUGGAAGUCAGCCGGAACAUUUACGAGGCAAGCGCCAAGGGAACGAAGCUCAACAAAACGGAGCCUAAGACCAAUGGCGAAACACCUGUGACUAAUGGCAUCUCGGGUGUUGAAGAGGCUACGAAGACGCCCAUUGUCAAGGUCAACUGCCACACCUGCGGCAUCGACUGCACCAGGUUAUAUUAUCACAGCUCGCAGGCCGAUCCUAACUCUAAGACCAAGUAUGAUGUCUGCCCAAGCUGCUAUCUCGAGGGCCAUCUUCCCGGAAACCAGACCAGCGCUCAGUUUACCCGCAUGGAGAAUCCCACCUAUACAACUGUCCUCGAUCGCGACGCGCCCUGGAGCGAUGCUGAAAUCCUACGGCUACUUGAGGGCAUCGAGAGGAUGGAUGACGAUUGGAAUGAGAUUGCGGACCACGUUGGCACCCGAACGCGCGAGGAGUGCGUCUUGCAGUUCCUGUCUCUGGAUAUCGAGGGCAAGUACGCGGACUCAGACCUCGCCGUGAAUGCCCCAACCGGCCUUGCGAUGCUCGGACAGCAGGGCGGUCAUCUGCCUUUCAGUCAGGCGGACAACCCCGUCAUGUCCGUUGUCGGCUUCCUCGCAGGUCUCGCAGACCCUGCCAGCACGGCUGCAGCAGCUAAUAAGUCAGCGGAGGAGCUAAAGCGCAAGCUUCGUAGGAGACUCGAGGGCGAUAGCUCUGAGGAGCAGGCCGCCACCAAUGGCAAGGGCAAGGAUAAGGAUGGUGACUCUAUGGAUAUUGAUAUCCGACAAGACGUCACGACCACGACCACGACCACGACAACAACGACGACUUUAGCGACUAUUCCUAUGGCCACGAUGGGUGCUCGCGCUGCUGGCCUUGUAUCACACGAGGAGCGUGAAAUGACGCGGCUAGUCUCUGCUGCAGCAAACCUUACGUUGCAGAAGCUGGAGCUGAAAUUAAAGUACUUCAACGAGAUGGAAGCUAUCCUUCAGGCAGAGCGGAGAGAGCUCGAGCGCGGCCGGCAACAACUGUUCCUGGACCGUCUUGCAUUCAAGCGCCGUGUCCGAGAGGUGCAGGAUUCACUGAAGACAGCCGUCGAAACUGGUGGGGAUCAAGGCCUGAAGCUGGCGCAAGAUGUGAUGACAGAUGGUGCCAACCUCACAUUCCAGGCAGCGCCUGGGCCCGGGGCGGUGCAGCCACUGAGCAGUGAAGGACAGAUCAAGAGCUUCGAGGCCUAA
Molecule: messenger RNA, 2088 nt
Organism: Colletotrichum graminicola M1.001
Lineage: Eukaryota; Fungi; Ascomycota; Sordariomycetes; Glomerellales; Glomerellaceae
Product: SWIRM domain-containing protein
Exons: 3
Coding region: 1-2088 (695 amino acids)
Biological process (GO): positive regulation of DNA-templated transcription
Cellular component (GO): SWI/SNF complex
Molecular function (GO): histone binding; DNA binding
Source: RefSeq, a predicted model, not a curated record